AUGGAUUUUUCAUAUUUAGGUCUUGCGUUCUUGCGUUAUCCUCGAGGUAUAUUUCUUGACCGUAAUAAUACAUUGUACGUAGCUGAUAGCGAUAAUAAUCGUAUUGUUCCAUGGAAAGAGGGAGCAACGACUGAAGUCUUUAUCGCACCAGUCAUAAAUCCUGUAGCCAUUUAUGUUGAUUAUGAAAGAGUUAUUUAUGUUUCUGAUCAGACUGCGGUAUUGAAAUACAAUCGAAGUGCCAGUGACGAUAUGUGGGUCUUAGUUGCUGGUAAUUGGGUACUGGGUAGUGCAGCCAAUCAACUCUAUUAUCCAACGAGUAUAUAUAUAGAUGAACAAAAUCAAAAUCUCUAUGUAGCUGAUUUGCAAAAUCAUCGUAUAGUCAUGUUUCUAAUGAAUAGCAGCGUGACAAGCGGUAUUGUAAUUGCUGGUAUCAGUUCGACAUCCGGUAACGGCAGUAUCCAUCUAAAUGCUCCAAAUGGUUUAUUUGUCGAUCAAGUGCACAAUUUUCUCAAAACAACAACAACUCAGAGACGCUGGAUAACAACACCAUUCAGUUCAACACGUUUUUCUACAACGAAUCAACCACUGAUGACCCAACAAAAUUUACCUAUCCAGUUAAACUAUACAAUUGCUUUAUCAACUGAUAUCAGCUUAUUAGUUAUACCCAGCGCUAGUUAUCCAAACAUAGCAGCACUAAUCAUGGGUAGUUUAAUUAACAUAUACAAUCAGACGACGGUCGUAAUCUGGGAGGCGUACAUUGUCCAAAAUGGUGAUAUCUAUUAUCUUUAUGUUAAUGCUACACUACAACUUCCAUUCUUGUGCCCCAGUGAAUCAAGCUGCCAGAAUUCGAUACAAACAGCCUUAGAGGAAACACCUUUAACUACUUUAACAUUGUCGACAGAAAAUGGACAAGUUAUUGAUAUACUAGUUGAAAAGCCAACGAUGCAAGGCUUAAAACCGUCCUUACUACAUGGAAAAUGUAAUCGUAUUGACGUAAUUGUGGGACUCGUAUUGGCAACACUAAGUUUACACGUCUACAUAAAUGCACUGCCUCCUGUAUAA
Messenger RNA from Didymodactylos carnosus, 1062 nucleotides. NCBI's taxonomy places the organism in Eukaryota, Metazoa, Rotifera, Eurotatoria, Philodinida, Philodinidae. The record is from the annotation of a GenBank genome assembly.